Messenger RNA from Paramuricea clavata, 38135 nucleotides. The record is from the annotation of a GenBank genome assembly. NCBI's taxonomy places the organism in Eukaryota, Metazoa, Cnidaria, Anthozoa, Malacalcyonacea, Plexauridae.
GGAGUCCCCAUAUAAUGUCACAAUUAUUGAACAGCAGAUCCUUGUAGCAGAACAGGUGCACUUCUCAGACAAAUGAUUAUUUUAAAAAUAUUGUUUCUAGGACUGCACAGAUGUUGUUUAAUCGUGUGUGCGAGUUAAGAAGGACAAGCUGGGGUCAACACGAAAUACCACAAACCCCUACGUACACUCAACCAAAUCCCUAUGGUGCACAAGGAUAUUCAAUGUAUAUUCCAGUAAGUGAAAUUCAUUGUAGCUUGAUUGAUCAGUCGAUUAUAAUUUGUCAUGCCAAAUAUAAAAUAAAAAACGAUGGAUAGGUCUUAAAGCGAAGAGAAUGAAUUACUGUAGCAGAUCUGCAAGCUAUCUACAGUACAGUACAAACAUAAGCCAACGAAAAUCGUAUCGUGUACUUACGAAUUUUUCAAAAGACAGUCUGAAAAAUGUAAUCUGAAUAAUCUUAAUGUGAGAAAUAUCAAGUUAUUAUAGCUGUCUUUGUCCAUAAUAAACUGCAGGGGUGAAAAAAUAGGCGAGCACACGAGAACUGCUCGCAGGAAAUGUUAAACAGUUGCAGCAAAUUCGUUUGAAAGAAGAUUUGCUAUUGAAAAUUUGAAGGAAACCUUAACACCCAUGUCCCACUAUGUGCACAACAACAUAUGGUUGACAGACAGUAUUCCUUGAAUUUAAAACCAUGGUCAGCUAGAACACUCUAUGUUUAUGCACAUACAGAUUUAGCACAAAAAUACUCCGUUGGUCUGCAGUAAAUUUUUGUCUUCAAGUUGUGCUCCCAGAAAGAAAAUUCUUUUUUCCUUCCCCGAUAAACUGGUUAAAAUAUACUUUAUACUUGCAGAACAUAGAUGGUAUGUUGGAAGAGCAAGCUCCUGAUUUACCCGUGUUUGUUGAUGGUAAUUUUAUCCAUUACAUUUAUAUUUAGCUGUAAGCAGUUUUGCCGCAUGUUAUUUACAUUAAACAACUUAACAACUUUUUCCAGGACUGGAAAGUUCCGGAAAAACAAAUUCCAGGAUUUUAAAGUCCUUGAAAAUCAGUAGAAGUCCUUGAAAGUCCUGGAAUUAAUUUCCUUAACCUCCAGCUGUGCCAACAUUAGACUAGUUGAUUUUGAUUAAAAUUACUGAAUGAAGUGAAUUAUUUACGGCAAAUGCGGGCCAUUUUUACAGAUUUUUCCCAGUUCUAGGUCCUUGAAUUUACUGAAAAAGGGCCUUGAAAGUCCUGGAAAAGUACUUGAAUUUCACCUUCACUUAAGGGUGGAGACCCUGUCAUUCUAUUUUUGGCAUUUCGUGUUUUGGUGAUACUAUUUUUCGCCCGCAGCUUCUACAAAAACAUAUAAACGAUGGAUUUGUUUCCAUCUACCAUAAUUACGUCAUACUCGCACAUUUAGUGGUGAAAAUAAGAUGGGGUGCGAAAUAUGGGGCGCGAAUUUAGGUCGUCACCAUGCAUGUUACUAUUCACCUGUUACUAUACAAGUUCAUUACUUAAAUGUUUUAUCAUUCAUACUAAUUUGUUAAAUAAUAAACUGUAACAGUUAUGAUUUGUAUAGGUAAUAGCAUGGUUUCGAGUGCAAUUUGGAUAUAACGUACACGGUACAUGCACGAGUGAGUUUUUCAAAGACUUCAAAAUAUAUUUGAGGUCUUUAAAAAACUCACGAGUGCAUCUUUAUCCAAAUUUCACGAGAAACCAUGCUAAUACUUUACAUAAAAAUUUACAUACUAAUUUACAUAAAAAUGUUCGAGACAAUUGUAGUUUUAACUUGCGUUUAUACUUUAUAUAUAGCGAACCGUCCACUGGCAAAGUUUUCCUGACUUUGUUAUAUCACAUUAUACAACGCUAGCGGCUUGAAAAUUCCACUCAACUAUUAAGUUUUGUCGAAGUCAACUUUUACUUUAUGUAGCGCGGCGCCAUGUUUAUUUUGUUUUGAAGCAAUCUGUGACCGUUACUUCUUUAAACUAAACUGCUUUAAACUGAUUGGUUGAUUUUAUCAUCACAUUGUUUUUCCACCAAUCAGGUCAGUUUGUUACAGAUUUUUGCACUGUGAUUACAGAAAAUUGCAUUGUGAUUACAGAAAAUUGCACUGCUGUUUGGAAUUAACUGCACUGAAAUCAACCAAUCACAGUCGAGUAACAUUUUUAUGUAUAUUAUUAGUUAAAUCGAUAAUAAGCUGUUUAUGCUUCUAUCGUUAAAUGGCUCAAAGAAAUAAUUGAGAGUCGCCCUGGUUUAUCCCCAGUGCCAACACUCGUUUUAUGAGACACCCCCCCCCCCAAAAAAAAAAAACCCGACGAAGACAGAAACAGGCCCAUUUUAAGACACUGGUCCUAUCGGCCAGUGUAAUUAUUUCAACCGUAUUAGUAAUUGUGUAGUAUCUAAUUGUUCAACGCAAUCUUCUAUAAACUUAAAUUCGUUUGUGGUCCAAUCUUUUGGAAACAUAUCCUCAUUAACGAGCUCUUUUUCUAUUUAUAAUCUGUUCCUUUACAGUGUCUGUAGGUUCCUCACAAAAGCAAUGUUUCAUUGACUUAGUGUUUUGAGGCUCGCUCACACUUACCAACAUCUUGAAGUUUCACAUCCGCUGGAAAGCCUUGAUACCUUUCGAGUUUGAUAUUUUUCUUGGGAAUUACGCCGGCAUGAUACGACUGAAAUGUCUUUAAAAUUUAGGGGUGGGUAUAAAAUCUUCAAGUUGAGGUUGGGUGAGGGAAAUUAUUUCCUCGUUAAUGGUUUGGAAUAGUCGGCUAAGAAAACAUUUCUCUUCGCCCCUCCCCCUUGCCACAAAUAAUGACUGGCCCCCUGUUUAUUAAAUAGUCUUUUAAAAACAAUAGAAAAGAUAAAUUUAUUGAUUUUAAUUGCUUUCAUUCAAAUAAUAAUUCCACCUAUACGUUCGUGUAAAGAAUAAUUAUAAAAGCAUAGCGAAGUAUUAAACAAGUAUAUCGCUGUGAAAACAACAGACAGCACUUAACAGGCUUACUUUACUAAGUAUAUAAUUCACUCAACAACGUAUAUGCUUGCAUGCAAAGAAAGCACUGUUUUAAAUAGUUAGUGAACGUUUAAAAACACGAUUAAAAACUAUAGUAAACAUGAUUAAAAACGUCGCGAGGAAACAUUUUUUUAAAAAGACAAAGUAAAAUUAAAAUAUCUUACCUUGGUAAACAGUCAAACUGAUACAACGUGUGCUAUGUCUAUGAUUAUAGUUUGUAGUUUAGGUCUUCGCUUUCUAUAAGUUAGCAAAUUGUUGCCUUUUUUUGUAACGGUUCUUCGGCGUUUCGGGACGUUUUUCAACUUUUUUCAAAAUGAAAUAUUGUUUGUAUUUUGUCUUUUAAACUCCCGCGCAAUCCACGCGAUCCGCGUGAAAAUUCCCCGUGUUUCUAUCGAGUUAUAGAAACACGGGUUUUUUGAGCUUUUGACCAAUCAGCGGCCGUGUUUUUAAAAGGCUAUUUUAUAAUUACUUAUGUAAAAGUACGUCGUUCCCUACAUAUGUAAUUCGUAUCUCAUCUAUUUACACUUUAGAAGAGUGGAAUGAAUACGCUACUGAUAACAGUAGCCAAGAUGGUAGCCAAGACAACGAUGAACUAAGUGAAGAUUUCUUUCGAAGGAUGUGUAUGGAACAAUAUGGACAUUAUGUACCAUUCGCGUGAGUUUUAUCUAAUACAUUUAUGACAAUGACUGUACCCAGAAAGGGUGGGUAAAUGAUUAAACAAUUGAUAUUAUCACACUACCGUUUCUAUCAUUUAUGUUUUCCCAGAUGCUUUGGCACCACUAGUAAGUCCUGGUCUAUAUUACAACUAACAGUCUAACACACUUCUUGCAUGCACUCUUUUUACUUUAAUGUAGAUUAAAACGAGCUGUGCGUAUCAGUGGUUAUACAACUAUUAUCAGUUAUAGACCUGGAACGAGGGUAUUCCCAAAACAAUUUCCCUGAGAGAUGGAGGAAUUUUUUUUUUGGGGGAGGGGGAUAACUGGAGUGAAAGGUCUAUAAAUGAUAUGUUAUACUAAACCUUGUAUGUCUGCAGGGUCUUAGCUAGAGGGCCGUGUUGGCCGUGUUGUCGCGGUCAAAAGGGGAAAAACACGGCUAGAUAUUUAAAUGAACGCGGUUUCAUUAUUUAUAUAAGGUCGUGUAGGUUCAUAACGGACAGAAUUUCUUCCUAUUUACUGUACGUCGUAAGAAAGUUUGUAAAAUCUACGGUUGUUGUUGAAAUUGGCAAAAGUGAUCUGUGAUGUUUUAAUGUUUUGAUGGAUAAUGGGAACUGUAUGGUGUUAAAAUGGUUUUAAAUACCCCCAAGAGUUGCUGAAAUAACUUAAUAUUUUAAUGUCAGUGCCCAAUAUGAGCGUAUGCUCGCCUUGUAUUUGGUUGCAAAGCAUAGAACAACCACAAGUAUUGUCUGUUGUUGGCGAGCAUAACUAGAACUGUGAAUUUGGCUAUUUGAGGUAAUUGACAUGUGCACACCCUAGUCAUUUAGAAACACGCCCAAGAUCUAAAAUCCCAGCUAAGACCCAUCCUCGUACCCAGGGUCUUUUUGGGAAAGACCCUGGUAUCGGCUGGUCACGUGACUCUACAAAAAUUGAUUGCCCAAGGGGGAGUGGCAAAGUAUCAAAUUACAUGCUUCCACAGAAAACGUUAAAUUUCAAAUACCAGGAGUGGGAUUUUACGAUAUAUAGUUCGAAGCGCCCGCUAACUUCUAUUUUAUACCUCCGUUUGCUUGUAAAUUACAAAAACACUGUAGCAUUUUAUUAACAGUCAAGUCAAGAAACAAAUAAAAUGCAUACUUUAAACUUUGAAGUUGGGUAUUCCCUUGAAACAUAUUUUCAUAUCAAACUGGUCAGUCCUCAACGUUUGUACAUUUUCACUUUUAUCUGUUCCGAAAAUAUGCCAUUAGAUUUCUUGUUUGAAAACGUUGAUAAACUUUGUGUAGAUUUACUAAUAAUACGCGUCUCAUUUUAUAGUGAAGGUUGAUAAAAUUUUGAAAUGUAAUUAACUUUUUGUCACAAAUCACAAUGUAAACAUGUGGACACUGCCGAACAGAGACUAAAUGCUCACUUUAAAACUGUCGAUGGUUUAUCUUUGAAAAUACUUUUAAUUUAAUAGUUCGUCAUAGUUUUUUAGAAACCCUGUAGAUCGGUAGGGUAGGAGGUUGGCAGGUAGUAAAAGUACAACAAUUUUCAGCCUCAGGGCGUGUAUCAUCAGGUGGUAUAUACAAUCACGGCUUUAGCCUGCUGAUAAUUUUUUGGCCUCCAUGCACUAAGUAAUGGGGUAACAGCAAUAUUUAUAACAGUAAUUUUCUGAUAUACAGUACACACUUUAUAAUAUGAACAUAGUCAUAGAUAAUUCCAUAAACCACGGAAUAAACAACGGCAUAAACCACGGCAUAAACACUGAUAUCACACUCAGUCUGAUAUGCAUAUGCAGUCAUAUAUAGUCAAAUAUACCCACCACAGAUAUAUUAACACUUACAUAGUCUUAAGAGUUUGAAUCAGUAUUAUAUUUCAAAAAGUAUUUCAUUACAGUAUUAGUAAUUUCAUUACAGUAAAGCUAUUAAAUGUCACAAUUAAAGCUAUUUAUCAAAUUUAUCAUGAGGACUGCAUUCUCUAAAUGUCCUAUAAAUGUCAAACAUAUUCAGUAUUCGUAUUUGUAACAUACACGCACAGACGAGUCUUUCACUUAUCUUUGAGUAGGCUAUUGUCGGAUUAUUUUACCGUUUGAUAUUUUACCGUUAUGUUACCAGGUUUGAUAACAAGGAGGUAUACUUCGACAUAUUUCUUGAGCAUCAAACUCUGAGGAUGGUUCUGAAGUUUCAGCAGUGAGCAGUCCGAGUAGCAUAAUGUUUACAAAGCAACAUAGUUUGCGAUAUUUCAGAAAUCAAAAGAUCUCUAUAUAUUUCGUUACACAUCUCAGUAUUAAAUAAAUCCUUUAGGAUAGACAUCAACAGCUAAAUAACAGCCACAUCGGUCGGUACUGGUCUAGAAAUAUAUUUUCUUGUAACGUUUGCGACGUGUUGAUUUAUUCGACGAGCUGUAUCGGCAUAAUUUGUCUAUUGAAAUCUGAUCUAUCUUUCUCACCGACAUUCUGCGCACAAUGAAAUUUGAUAUUUACUGUUGUGUAACAUUGAUAGUCUUCAUGACAAAUAAAAUAUACAAUUUUGUAAAUAUUUCCUGCAUGAUUUCUGGGCAGAUUUCUUCGCUCACUCCUCGCUCAAUGACAAAACGUACUUAGGUACCCACCCUAAUUGAAAUUGUUAUCUCCCAGAUUCUGGGAGACACGUGACCAGCCGAUAGCAGGGUCUUUCCCAGCCGGUGGAAAGUCCCUGCGACGGAGGUUGGCUAAGACCCUGUAUGUCUGUUACUUGUACUAGAUACUAGAAAACAAAUAGUAUUCACUUCAUUAAUAUUUAAUAUAAGUACACAUAUUUUGCUAACUUUUCAUGGUGUAAUAUACUCAACAAGAAAAUAGACUUUGGAGGAAUGCAUGAAGUUAACAUUUAAACUAUAGUAUUCAUAAAAGUCAUGACAUGAAAAUUCAACAAAUUGAUAUCUACAUGUAUCAACAAAAUAGUUUUUAUCCAAUCAAGAGCCAGUCCACAGAUACCAUAAUUAGGGGUGCACCGGAUUUGGAAUUUUCAAAUCCGGCCGGAACCGGAUUUGCCGGAUUUGGACAAAAAUUCCGGCCGGAUUUGAGAUAAACCGGUAAUGGGGACAAUAGGGGAUAAAUUGGGAUAAUUCAGUAUUCAAAAUGGCGGUUUAUGUUUUUUAAAAAUCAAAGACAAUGGCAUGAAGUUUCUAUAAAGGGUAAGGAAUUUUUCAUUUAUAAAUAAAAAUUAUAACUAUUUAUUACUAUUUACUAUUUUUAGUUAGUGUCAGUUUAGAUUUUUGAUUGUGUUUAAACCUUUUUUAAAUAUCUUUUUGUUAAUGACUUGAUAUUUUAUAAUAAUAUAAGUGUUUUUUAAACUUUAAAGCUGCCAAAUUGAUGGUUUAUCCCAUUCUUGGUGAAUUUUUAAGGUGAAAACAGAAAUUUAAAUCCGGCCGGAUUUUCUCUAAAUCCGAUGCCGAUGCCGGAAAAUUCGUUAAAUCCGGCCGAAAUUCCGGCCAGAUUUGAAAUCCGGUGCACCCCUAACCAUAAUGAUCAAGUUUGUCAAACAAAUCCCAUGAUUGACAGUAUCAAAUGCCUUAGAAAGAUCUAGGAAAAUACCAAUUGUGCACUUGUUUUUAUCAACUGGUUAAGCUAUCAGCUAAAUGCAAGUGUGCAAAAGCUAUAGAAUGGUUCUUUCUCCAACUAUACUGAUUUUUGAAUAAGAUAUUAUAUUCUUGUUUUCAUAUGCUUAAUCAAACCAUAGGCAGCCCAGCAAAAUGUGUAAAAUCUGGGCUGCCUAUGAUCAAACGGUUACUUACGACCUUUAGUUGCCUGGUCCAGAUUUAUAGAUGGAUAUCACUCGAGCAAUUUUCAUCUUAUCCUCAUGUACCAGUACCUUAUACCAGUUUGGACGGACAAUUCAUGAUGUGUGUUAAUGGCUUAACUAGAAAAUACAUGCAUGCAAAAACCCUCGCCUUGCUGACAAAACCAUUGUAUUUUCCGAACAUGAAGUAUCAAAGUUGUCAUGGUAACACGAUAAUUUUUUAAGAAUAUUCUUACAAAUGAAAAAUCGCCUAUAAAUAUCACUUUUAAUCACAAAAUUAUUAAUUUCCCAACAUAUAUAUGUUAGGUAUGUUAUUAUACGUAAUAUAAGCCUCGAUUUAAAGGGUAUUGGCAACAAAAAUUUUUAUUGAUUUUAUUGUUUCAUCUGAAAGAGCAUGAAAAAAUAAGCCGAUUGGCCGUUUACUGCUCUAUUCUAUCUCAUCUGGUUCCGAAGUUAUACGCAAAAAUGUGCAAAAUAUAAAUUGCUGAUUCAGCACAUUCUGUGACGUCAUAAACUGGGUAAGUAUGUUUAUUGAAUAGUAAACUAAAGCAUAGCUGAGUUAUUAUUGGCUCAAAUCAAAUGAAAUUUUGCAUACAGAUAGUACACGAUGAGAUGCAUGGGAAAAUACUUCUAAUUUCGUUGUCAAGGCAACACAGUCGUUCCCAGGCCUCUUACACUGAUUUUGAAUAACUAGUUGCAUUUAUCUAUGUGUAUGUCAUUUUCGAAUUAUUAUCGUGCAAGUAAACUUUUGGCAUGCAUAGGUAUCAUACACAUACUUCUGAUAUUAUUUUAUUCUUAUCAGUACCUUGAAUAAAGCUGUUUCAUAAAAUUGGCGCAAGGGGCCUGGAAACGACAUUGUUACCUUGGCAACAGAAUUAGAAGUGUUUUUCCAUGCGUCUCAUCAUGUACAAUCAGUAUGCAAAAUUUCAUUUCAUUUGGGCCCAUAAUAACUGAGCUAUGCUUCAGUGUAGUAUUCAAUAAACAUACUUACCCAGCUAAUGACGUCACACGUUGUGCUGAAUCAGCAAUUUAUAUUUUCACAUUUUUGCGUAUAACUUCGGAACUAGAUGAGAUAGAAUAGAGCAUUAAACGGCCAAUCGGCUUAUUUUUUCAUGCUCUUUCAGAUGAAGCAAUAAGAUAGAUGAAGCAAUUUUUGUUGCCAAUACCCUUUAAGGUAAAAUUCAACCACAAACGCUUCGCAAAGCGUUUUAAAGUCAUUAGUGUUCUUUAAUAUAAAACUAAACUGCCUUUUAAAAUGGCUUUAUCGAUAAACUUUGAGUUUGCAAUAAAAUGAUUUAAAAUUCUCGCUUGCAAAUAACUUUGCUUUCUUAUUUAUUUAAAAAAUUCAAUAUCAUAAAAAAGGGAAAUCAAUAUUAAAGAUACACUGAAAUUAUAUGCUGUCUUGUUUAGUUGUUUCAUAUACGCAAAGGCCGUCGGGUUUUAAAUCCAUUAUAAAAUCAAUAUUUAAAACAAACUUACCUUCGUUAACGCCGGCUCCCUUCUUUUAGCCGAUUCUUUCGCAGUUCCUUUCUCAGAGAGCUUUUGAAAUUUACAAAAUCUUGCAAAAAUGCGAGCAAAAAUGAAAUAUAUUUGCAAGAAAUUUAUGAAUCAUCAAAUCAAGAAAUGUUUGCUAUUUCGCUGUCGUCAUGCAGUCGUUAUAAUGCAAACUUUAAAUUGGACCAAUCAGUGUCCGCUAUUCGUGACAGUCCGCCAUAUUUUUGAGAUCAGUGAGGAUGACCACCCACCCAACACCGUUGGUGACCCACGCCCGCGAUAUUUGAUGAACUUUAGACUCCGCUAAUGCUUUCGUUUCCCCGGGUGUAAAUAGCCGGGGGGAAAUUAGUACCCUCGCACGGCGCUUCGCGCCGUCGGCUCGGGGACAAUAUAUUCAAAAAGUCUUUCUCAGUCCACUCCGGAAUCUGAUCUCAACCACAGUUCGCCCUCGGAUGAAUCUUAUUAUCCCAAUUCAUUCUCCGUGACAGCCCCUAAGAACACUGAACUCAUGAUGAUGAGAACAUGUAGAGUUUGGAAUUUCUUUGGCUUUGGGCCAAUGUUUGUGAAAUAAUGACAAAAACCGUUUUAGACGACCGGCCAUCAGAAAGUUACACUCUGAUGGCAUUUUCUGGUGCAAGCUGUCAGCUGGCAUUUUCUUAUAGCUUAAACAUUGAUGAACGUGCAAGACUACUGUUUAUAUGUUGGCACCUCUGAUUUCAUUGGCUUUACAGCCGAAAAUUUGAGAAUUUUAAAAUUUUCCCUAAUAAAGUACUAUGUUGACUAAAAAUGCAAAAUUUCAAGUUUACUUUUCACAAAAAUAAGCCAUACCAAGUAGAAAGAUCGCAGCAAAGUAUAUGUAAGACAUCUAAAGGCAAAUAGUAUAUAACUAUUAGCAUCAAUUAGAGCAUUUCUUCUUCAGCUCAAUAUGGACUACGAAAAUCAUACUAAUCGCUUAAAUGUCUUAUUAUACUUUUUUGCGAACGUUCUAAUGGUACAGUUUUGUUGUUUUUUUUUGUUAAAAGUGAACUUGAAAUUUUGCUUUUUUGUUAUCAUAGUACCUACUUUUUAUAGGGAAAAUUUUAAAAUUCUCGAAUUUUCGGCAAAAAGCCAAAAUCAGAGUUGCCAACAUAUAUAGUCUUGUUCAUUAUUGUCUAUACUCUAAGAAAAUGUCAGUGCCAAGCUUGCAACAGAAAAUGCCAUCAAACAAAUUUUGUUGCACAUUUUCAGUUUUUGGCCGGCUGUCUAUUAGCCUGCUCACAGACGUUGUAGUUCUUACGCCAAGCGACGAAAUACUACCGUCUGCUUACCCGAGCGUCAAACUGAAUUCCGCUAGGUCGACCAAUCAGAAUUUACCUUCCAUAUUCUGGAAAGUGACGUCAGUUGAUUUAGGAGCGGAAUAAAUAUAAAUAUAUAUUUUGAAAGCAGUCGUCGGUUAAAUUUUGGUCAAAAUUGCACAUAAAUUGAAUUUAAAGAUACUGAUACUUGUCCAGGUAAUAAAAUGCACCAUUAAUGGUCAGAUUUGGAUACUAAAGAUGUUCGGUUAUAUUUAAAACGCGGACAGGAUUGGCAUAUUUAUACUGUAUGAAUCUUAGCCAGACAGCAUCAAAUGCCGAAUAUAUUUCGCUGAAAUUUUAACGGUUAAUCUUUAUAUUAAAUUAAAGACAACAGAACUCGGAAGACAUAAAAUUUUAUAUAAUACUGUGGCUUAGAAAGCGAAAUAUUAGCUUCAAAGUAAACUAAUUUGCUGUUUGAGCAACCACUUCUGAAUGUAAACUGUAAACACAACACAAACCCUAGAAACUUGUAUUAAAAUUGCGCCUUGAUGAAUUUUCCAAUUCGCCCAAACGUCGAAACGUUUAUACUCUAACUUGGCUAUACUUUUCUACAUGACAAUGAGAGCUUAAUCUUUUAGAAGUUUUCGUCGAAGUCAUGGCAUAUAGGAAGUAUCAAGAGCAACAUUUGGACAUAUCCCGAUAUACUCGAGUUUCCCGAUUGAUUGGGCUAUUACAUUUAAUAUCCGUACCCCCCCCUGUCGAGGACCUCAUUUUCCAAGGGGGAAAUUAAUCAUUUUUUCCAGAGGGGUAAUUGGGGAAAAUGGAAGAAAAAUGCUCUUUCCAGAGGGGUUAAAAAGCAAAAAUGCACUUCCAGAGGGGGUUCAAGUCUCUUCCAGAGGGGUCAAUUGCACAGAUUUUCUUGCAUUCCAGAGGGGUAAAAGUUCCCAAAAGCAGAGGUCCUCGACAGGGGGGGGUUGGUUUUUUAAUGUAAUAGCCCAUUGUUUGUCAUUGUUAACAAAAAUUUAAAUUUCGCCUACUGCAUUGCUUUAGCACUUUAUAUACACCGAUUGUUUGCUGAACAUGCGAGAAGAUGAUCACAAUAUUAUUCUACGUAAACAUCGUGAAGUUCAACGCUAUAGUUUCCAAAAUAUAUCCACGCAAGUAAACAAAUUUCAAGUUUCAACCCAAACAAUAUAUUCCAAUGCAUGUGCAAGGGGUUUCCCCUGUAGCUAAUCUCUCAAUAAGGCGGCUUCCAAUUGGCUCUAACUUUUUUGAACACUACCAGAUGAUUGGCUCCUAAAACAAAGGGAAUUGAAUGUGCAGCUCGGGUAAGCAGACGGUAGUAUUUCGUCGCUUGGCGUAAGAACUACAACGUCUGUGAGCAGGCUACCUGUUUAUGUACUAUUACAGUAGAACCAGAAAUUUCUUGAUGAUGUUAAAACUGGUGGGUAACUUCCUAGAUUUCCUCUUUAGAUAUUUACGAAAUUUUUUAAUAUAGUCUCUUUUUUGUUACCUAAUGGAUCAUUGUAUCCGUUGAGAUUUUCCGAGUUUGUAUUCCGCAAUUUAUUGUGAAAAUUUGUCACGUUGUUUGUUAUAUACGUUGUUAAUAUUUUUCUCACGAAAAGAAGAAUAUAGAAAAUUUGUUUGGAAUUUUAUUAUCAAAAUAAAUGCUGAAAAUAGUUAAAUGGUUGGAAAUAUAAAAAAUAUGUAUAAAUAAAUGUAAAAGAGCCAGGCCGGUUGAUAAAACCAGGAUUGUAUGCUUGAUUUGUAGCCAAAAGGUAAAAAAUAGAUUUUCUUGGUUUUACAUCCUGGUAUAACUCAAAUUUGCCCCCAUUAGCAAGCUUGAAUUUGUCCCUUUCGUUUGCCUGAACGUUUCCCCACUCUAUUCUUUUUAAUAUAAUCUCUGAGUAGGAUGGGCUAUCAGCGAGAGAAAAAAAGUGUUAGCAUACAUGAUAUCCAGACGUUUGCUUGUUAGUUCAUGAUCAAGAUGAUUGUUAAUAUAUAAUAAUGAGGUUUGCUUUCGAAAUAUUGGUAAUUAAUAUAUUCGUGUUCGAUAUGAAUUUGCAGGUCCUUGGUUUUACUUAAUUGUAAAAUACAAUCGAAUACAAUCAACAAAGUGUCGUUUUUGAUUAGGCCCUCCCAUUGUGAGAUCUUCCUUUACUAUCAUGUAACUGAUUUAAACCUAGUAAUACUGGUAGAAGUUUAGAUUAUGCAAAUGUAUAAAGAGAAGCUAAUAACCAAGUUUUUUUCAUGUCUUUUGGAUUUAUAACAACAAUAAACGUGAAUCAUUAACAUAUAAACAAGCUUUCGUUGGUAGGGAUGCAACUACCUGAAAAAUAUAAGGAGAAUUUUGACGUUUCGAGCGAAGGCCCUUUGUCUGGAGUUACUAGGCUUCGAAGGGCCUUCGCUCGAAACGUCGGAAUUCUCCUUAUAUUUUUCAGGUAGUUACAUCCCUACCAACGAAAGCUUGUUUAUAUUAUUGGCACUAUCUAGACUGGCACAGACAGUUCAAAAUCAUUAACAUAGUGUUCUUGUUCUAUCGUACUAUUGGGAACACAGGGUAGCUGUAAUCCCAGGGUAUCGGGAUUUGAUACGGUUGCCGGUUUUGUGAAGGUUGUGUCAUUUGGUAGGCAUGUGGGAUGUGGUGAGGUUGUGGGAUUCGUUAAGGUUUUGGCUUUGAUUUGGUUUUGGCUUUGAGGUUGUGGGAUUCGUUAAGGUUGUGGUAUUUGGGAAGGUCCGAGGUCGUGGUAUUGGAAGUCUGUGGUAUUUGGUAAGGUUGUGGUGUUUGGUAAGGUUGCGGCAUUUCGUAAGGUUGUGGCAUUUCGUAAGGUUGUGACAAUUGGGAGGGUUGUGCCAUUUUGGAAGGUUGUGAUACUUGGGAAGGUUGUGGUAUUAUAUAAUUAUAAUUUAAUAAUUUAUAAAGCGCUUUUUACAUAUAAUGAUCAAAAGCGCUGAAGGUUGUGACAUUAGGUAAGGUUGUGGUAUUGGAAGGUUGUGGUAUUUGGUAAGGUUGUGGCAUUCGGUAAGGUUGUGAUAUUUGAGAAGGUUGUGAUAUUUGAGAAGGUUGUGGCAUUUGGGAAGGGUGUGGUAUUGGAAGUUGUAGCAUUUGGUAAGGUUGUGGCAAAUAGUAGUGUAUAUGGUUUUCGACCCGGAUUCUGGGGUGGAGGAAUGGCGGAGGAGGUGGGAGGUGGAGUAGGGCGGAGGUAAUUAAUAUUCAGGCCGAGGGAGGUGGAGUGAGGGGGAGGUAAUUAAUAUUCAGGUGGAGGGGUGGUAGAGUGAGGCGGAGGAGGAUGCGCACGCAUAUGAUAUGCAAGGCAAGUUUGAGCAAGUUAUUAAGCUGAGGUUAGCAUUUUUAUCACAAUAGGAUUCGGCGGUAAUCACUUUUUAAUUGGCGAUCCCAUGUUAGCGUCGCUACAAAAUUCGAUUACAUUCGUUUUGAGCAUUAUUUCGCUGUUCUAACCAUGGGUGCCUACAUGGAAAACCUGCAUCCUGUUUAACUACGAAACGUGGUACAUUUUGGUUCUGUGGACAAAAACCUAACUGUGAGUUCUUUUGCCGAGAUGAAGAUUGUUAUAUCUUCACGAAAGCCGUAGAAGAUUUUAGAAAGAGUGGUCCUCAACGUCCCGUGUGCUCUACACAUUGGCAAAGUUACGUACAGUUAAAGACAAGAUGAAGCAAAACUACGGUCGUCCGUUCUUCGUAUGCUCUGAACGAGAAAAUCCCUGCAAAUGUUGGCAGUGGGGAGAUGUAUAUGAAGAUCCUAGACCUAUCUGUCAACAUGGAAUGGUUCGCUGUGAACGAAAAGUCAAGAAAGAUGGUCCUAACCAAAACCGGUUGUUUUACUGCUGUCCAAAGGACGACGCUUGUGGUUUCUUUGAAUGGAAACAAUCAGAGCCUAGUGUUUACUGGCAUCGUGCCAUUCAGUAAUCCACUACAAUAUCGAUACAAGAUUGAAGAAACAGGAGAGACUUAAGAGGGCCUCUCAGUAAAAUCCACCCGCUGGUUUGGGGAAGGAAAAAUAGAUUUAGCUCAUAUUUUGCAUAUGAGCUAGACUUUGGUCAAUAUUAAUCGAGCUUCUUUCAGAACGUUUCAACUUUCUGUUUUAUAGGAGUUAUAGCCAUGUUGAAAUUUGACCUUGCGAGAAUAUUUUCAGACCGGAAAUUAAGGGAAAUUUUACAAGAAUUCAUCUGAUUUUUAAAAACGUUGUGAUGCGUUUAUCCUCUCCAGUUACUGUUCAUAUGCAAGAUUAACACUAAUACUCUCGUUUACAUAGAGAUUGAAUAACUUUAUUUGCUUAAUACGAUUUUUUAUAGUUUUACGAAACUAUGUUUUCAAGAUGGCGACGAGAGGCUGAAAAUUGCUCAUAUUUUAUUUAAAAUAGCUCAAAAGUGGCACCUAUCUGAGGUUCAAAAGGCAUGUAAUUUGAAAGUAUACCUACUAAAGUUAAGUAAUCAGGAAUAAAACUCGUCUGCAAGCAAUUUUCUGAAAAGUUAUGAAUCUCCGAAUUGGGUCUAUUUUUAGCUGUUUGUUUACGUUCGCGUGUUCGCUGAUCAGCGACACUAGUAAUAAUUAAAAAGUUAAAUAAGCUGGUUUAUUAUCCAGCUUCUAAUUCACAACAUAAAAACAUUAAAAAUACAACCUUAACCAUUCUUGGCUUAUUCGCAUGAAUAAUUUCACAACUGUUAAAUAUCUUUUUAAGGUAUAAUCGGGCAGUACUUUCUGUGGUUGUAGCAAAUUUCAAAGCUGUCAGUAUCUCUGGCUGUACAUAAAAAGUGUUCGGUGCUUUAACUUUUUUAUUCAACUUGUCUUGUAAUCUUUUUCUGUCCCUGUAAAUGGAAAUUUUGCCGGAAAGGUCGGAUCGGACAUUAAUUCUUGCAGCAUGGAUGCAACAUAUUUUUGUACAUAAUUGCAGUCAAAAUACUACAACCUUCCCACUUCCGCUUUUGUAGUCUGUUGUCAUUUACUAUUUUGUUUUGACUUUGGCAUUAUUGUAGCGGUUGCCGAAUUAUGGAGAAAUAUGGCGAUAAAAUUUAGUUGUUUUUUAUUUUUGUAAUAUUUUAAAUAAUUGUAACAAAGGUUGCAUUUUUCGUUUGAUUCACUGCAUAUGAACACAUAAGAAUUUUGAAAUUUAACGUAUAUCGUCGUAUUUUCAUAUAAUUUGUUAACCUUUGCAAUAACAGAAAUACUGCAGUAAGAAACAGAGUUUUUCAAAAAAAUAGUUUUAAAAAAGUUUUAAAAGAGUUUUAAAAAGCAAAAAAGUUUAAAAUGUUAGAUUUUUAAAAAAGUUAAAAAAAUUACGGUUAAAAAAGUUAGGUUAGGAGUUAGAGAUUACUGGUUAGGAGUUAGGGGAUUAGUGGUUAGGGGUUAGUGCCGCGAAUUUAUUAUUAUCAUAAAUUCAAAAUAUGCUGCGAAUUUAUCAUAAUGAUAAUUUCGGACGUGUUUAAGAAUUUACUCAUAUAGUAAAUUCAAAGGUGGAGCUCAUGCUGAACUGCAACACUAGCUUGCCAGUUAUUUUUGAUAGCAGCUCUUAUUUUUACUUUGUGCAUGCUUGAGUCAUGGAAAAGAACUUUUCUUUUGCUGGCCUGGGGAAUUGUGCAUGUGGAGAAAGCCGGGGAAUACAGAAAGUUGCACAAAUUGGGGGAGUGUAAUGCAGACAUUUGUACUCACCCCAGCAGUUGUCACCUCACGAGGCUUACCAUCAACGAGAGUGAACUUAUACUUGCCAGAGCAGGGCACUUUUACAUACCCAGGAAUAGCUGACAAACAUGACUAUCCAGUCUGUUAUUAGUUCAGUUUCAUUUUUCAAUUGGGUCUAUCCUGUCAAUAUGAGAUCAGUGGAUAGACUCUAUAAAAAGUGAAGCCAAUAGACAAAUUUGGCUAACGCUGUUUACAUCGUUGCCACCCAAUUCACAGCUUUGGAUAACUCACAUGCCUAGUUACUAUUGUUCUAGUUUACAGAAGCAUAGACUGAAUAGAACAAAAGUAACUAAACAUUAAACUUAUGUAUUAUCACUUUAUAUUUACUGAGAUCGAGGGAAACAGUGUGUUUUGUGGACCAGAGCCACUUAUAGAUAGUAUAUAAGUGUUAAAGUAUGAAUAAUUCACCGAUUAUUGGAGUGAACUUAGCGGCAGAUCAAGGCAGGGGCGCCGGAGCCACGGGGGCAACUGAAUUGGAAUUUAUAACUAUUUUAAGCAAUCUUUGCUUAAUUUUAACCAGUUGUAGUAAAAUUAAUGCGUGAGGCCGCGGAAUUACUUUUGUAUAAUUGUGAUCAAAAUCAAACGAUUUUUGAAAAUAUGGAGUUCCUAUAAAGUCGGAAAUGGCCUUUACAGAGUUUUUACUACUACAAAAAGGGCAUUUCCUUUCUAGCCCCCCCAAAAAGGCAUUUUUUCAUUUUUAAAAUGUGGUGAGGCACAUGCCCCAUUGUCCCCGGUUCCGCGGCCCCUGAUUAAUGCUAAACCAGGCAAUAUACGUCUGUUUACUGAUUUUAUCAGCGCCCUUAACAUGGUGCAACGAAUAAAAUUGUUCAAAAUUAAUGUCGAAGUUUGCCGACCCACAAUAGCCACAAGUUAUCGAGUAUCCAUACAAUAAAGUUUUAACAAAUAUUGCCGCCCAGAAAAAUGAUUGCUUAGAAGCAAGUGCCCUUUUGAAAUGGCUGGCCCGCCGCUUCACAUUGCUUCCGGCGCCCCUGGAUCAAGGUCAUAAUCAGGAGAUUAUGGUAUUGUGUCAAUGUAUUGACGAAGUUCUUAUUAUAUUACCAAUAUAUUAUUUAAUAACAUUAAAAGAUAUCAGGAUCGUAGACAUCAGCAGAAUCGUUGUAACUGUACUACUGUAUGUGUAUAUUGAAAGUGUAUAAUUAGUGCAAGUGUAUAAAGUUAAGUAUAAAUGUAAAGUAAUUCGAAUUCAAGAAUGUUCUGUACACGAUCGCUUAAUUGUAUAUAUUGUAAUUAUAUUUUCACGAAAUUGUAUAUAUUCUUUUGAACAAGCUAAAAAGGUUUACUCAUGGGUAAUAAAUCAGCUUAUUUUAACUCUUCAAUUACUAGUGUCGCUGAUCAGCGAACACGCGAAUGUAAACAAACAGCUAAAAAUAGACCCAAUUUGGAGAUUUAUAACUUUUCAGAAAAUUGCUUGCAGACGAGUUUUAUUCCUGAUUACUUAACUUUAGUAGGUAUACUUUCAAAUUACAUGCCUUUUGAACUUCAGAUAGGUGCCACUUUUGAGCUAUUUUAAGUAAAAUAUGAACAAUUUUCAGCCUCUCGUCGCCAUCUUGAAAACAUAGUUUCGUAAAACUAUAAAAAAAUCGUAUUAAGCGAAUAAAGUUGUUCAAUCUCCAUGUAAAUGAGGGUAUUAGUGUUAAUCUUGCAUGUGAACAGUAACUAUAGUUUUUAAAAAAUGUUUUUAAAAAAUCAGAUGAAUUCUUGUAAAAUUCCCCUUCAUUUCCGGUCUGAAAAUAUUCUCGCAAGGUCAAAUUUUAACAUGGCUAUAACUCCUAUAAAACAGAAAGUUGAAACGUUCUGAAAGAAGUUCGAUUAAUAUUGACCAAAGUCUAGUUCAUAUGCAAAAUAUGAGCUAAAUCUAUUUUUCCUUCCCCAAACCAGUGAGUGGAUUUUACUGAGAGGCCCUCUUAACAGUACUAAAUGUUGUGUUGUUAUUUGUUGCUAAGUAAGGAGGUAGUUCAGGGAUUAGGCAAUCAAAAAUUUGCAUAACUAAGUGUAUUCAAAUGGAUAGAUAGGGAUUAUUCAUUACGCAGGCGUAUACCUUCAAAUCGGGCGCGUGGCUUUGCAGGCAUAAUUUUCCACAAAAAUUUAGUUUGCACCGUAAUUGUAAAAUUAGUUAAUUCUAACGUACAAAAAUACGUUGUGGGUUUUGCGAGAUAUCGAAAUUUUGUCUUAAAGACUAUUAAGACUACAGUCAUGACCAUUAAGACUAUAUUCAUGACUAUUAAGACUAUGGUCAUGACUAUUAAGACUAGAGUCAUGACUAUUAAGACUAUGGUCAUGAUUAUUAAGACUAUAGUCAUGACUAUUAAGACUAUAGUUAUGACCAAAAGACUAUAGUCAUGACUAUUAAGACUACAGUCAUGACCAUUAAGACUACAGUCAUGACUAUUAAGACUACAGUCAUGACCAUUAAGACUAUAGUCAUGACUAUUAAGACUACAGUCAUGACCAUUAAGACUAUAGUCAUGACUAUUAAGACUACCCUUAUGACCAUUAUGACUAUAGUCAUGACCAUUAAGACUAUGGUCAUGAUUAUUAAGACUAUGGUCAUUAUUAUUAAGACUAUAGUCAUGACUAUUAAGGCUAUGGUCAUAACUAUUAAGACUUUAGUAUAAAUUCAGUAUUGAAAAAUGGCUUUCAAGCACUCUGAUUGGCUCUCUCUGCAGUAACUCUGAAGCAAUAGUUACUGCUGAGACUGCUCUGAGCAGUAACUAUUACUUUCAAAACAAAAUGGCUGCCGAAAAUCCACGUGCAAACAAAUCAUCGAAGAACAAAAAUGAAGAGAUUCAAGGCACAUACUAUUCCUCUAAAAGCAAAGGAAGCAACAAUAUAUGGUGUUAACCUAUUUCCGAAAGACAAAAGCACCCUUUAGAUGCCUAAAACAAUUUGUUUGGCAAUUUAAAACCGGAAAAUAGCAGAAUCGGGCAACAAGGUUCCGACAGCUGGACUCGAAAGCAAAAAAGUGAAUUAAAUUAUAUUUAUAACAUUUGUAUGUAUUAUUAUUUUUCAAUACUGAAUUUAUGCUAAAACAAUUAGUCACCUCAGGUUCGGUGAUCACAAGACUAUAUUCACUUUGCUGCUUCGCAGCUCAGUGAAUAUAGUCUUGUAUUCACCUUGCCUUCGGUGACUAAUUGUUAAAUAGUCAUGACUAUUACGACUAUAGUCAUGACCAUUAAGACUAUAGUCAUGACUAUUAAGACUAUGGUCAUGACUAUUAAGCCUAUAGUCCUGACUAUUAAGACCAUAGUCAUGACCAAAAGACUACAUAUAGUCAUGACUAUUAAGACUACAGUCAUGACCUAUAAGAUUAUAGUCAUGACUAUUAAGACUACAGUCAUGACCAUUAAGACUAUAGUCAUGACUAUUAAGACUACAGUCAUGACCAUUAAGACUACAGUUAUGACCAUAAAGACUAUAGUCAUGACUAUUAAGACUACAGUCAUGACCAUUAAGACUAUAUUCAUGACUAUUAAGACUAUGGUCAUGACCAAAAGACUAUAGUCAUGACCAUUAAGACUAUGGUCAUGAUUAUUAAGAUUAUAGUCAUGACUAUUAAGACUAUGGUCGUGUAUUAUUAAGAUUAUAGUAAUGGCUAUUAAGACUAUAGUUAUGACUAUUAAUACUACAGUCAUGACCAUUAAGACUAUAGUCAUGACUAUUAAGACUACAGUCAUGACCAUAAAGACUACAGUCAUGACCAUAAAGACUAUAGUCAUGACUAUUAAGACUACAGUCAUGACCAUUAAGACUAUAUUCAUGACUAUUAAGACUAUGGUCAUGACCAAAAGACUAUAGUCAUGACCAUUAAGACUAUGGUCAUGAUUAUUAAGAUUAUAGUCAUGACUAUUAAGACUAUGGUCGUGUAUUAUUAAGAUUAUAGUAAUGGCUAUUAAGACUAUAGUUAUGACUAUUAAUACUACAGUCAUGACCAUUAAGACUAUAGUCAUGACUAUUAAGACUACAGUCAUGACCAUAAAGACUACAGUCAUGACCAUAAAGACUAUAGUCAUGACUAUUAAGACUACAGUCAUGACCAUUAAGACUAUAUUCAUGACUAUUAAGACUAUGGUCAUGACCAAAAGACUAUAGUCAUGACCAUUAAGACUAUGGUCAUGAUUAUUAAGAUUAUAGUCAUGACUAUUAAGACUAUGGUCGUGUAUUAUUAAGAUUAUAGUAAUGGCUAUUAAGACUAUAGUUAUGACUAUUAAUACUACAGUCAUGACCAUUAAGACUAUAGUCAUGACUAUUAAGACUACAGUCAUGACCAUAAAGACUACAGUCAUGACCAUAAAGACUAUAGUCAUGACUAUUAAGACUACAGUCAUGACCAUUAAGACUAUAUUCAUGACUAUUAAGACUAUGGUCAUGACCAAAAGACUAAAGUUAUGACCAUUAAGACUAUGGUCAUGAUUAUUAAGACUAUAGUCAUGACUAUUAAGACUAUGGUCGUGAUUAUUAAGAUUAUAGUAAUGACUAUUAAGACUAUAGUCAUGACCGUUAAGACUAUAGUCAUGACUAUUAAGACUAUAGUCGUGACUAUUAAGACUAUGGUCAUGGUUAUUAAGGCUAUAGUCAUGACUAUUAGGACUAUAGUCAUGCAUAUUAAGACUAUAGUCUAGACCAUUAAGACUAUAGUCAUUACCAUAGUCUUCGAUGUCAACAAGACAAUUUUUCGAUAUAUCUCGCAAAACCCACAACGUAUUUAUAUACGUUACAAUUAACUAACUUUACAAUUACGGUGCAAACUAAAUUUUUGCGAAAAUGUAUGCCCGCAAAGCCACGCCCUCAAUUUCAAGGUAUACCCCUGCGUUUUGUUUGGCUAAUCCCUUAAUUACCUCCUUGUCGCCUAAUGACUUAGCAACACAUAACAACACAACAUUUGCAAAGUUUAAUACAUAUUUAUUGAUACAAAUAACAGUUAAAAGAUGUCAAGUUCGCUUGUUAAACCGUAAACAGAAUUGAGAAAUGUAUAUUCCUCGUACGCUUCCCUAGUAUUAGAUUUAGUACUGUUAAAUGUCUCUCCUGUUUCUUCAAUCUUGUAUCGAUAUUGUGGUGGAUUACUGAAUGCACGAUGCCAGUAUUGAUCACACGAGGCUCUGAUUGUUUCCAUUCGAAGAAACCACAAGCGUCGUCCUUUGGGCAGCAGUAGAACAUCCUGUUUUGGUUAGGACCGUCUUUCUUGACUCAUGUUGACAAAUAAGUCUAGUAUUUUCAUAUACAUCUCCCCACUGCCAAAAUUUGCAGGGAUUUUCCCAUUCACAGUAUACGCAGAACGGCCGGCCGUUAUUUUGCUUCAUCUUGUCUUUAACUGUACGUAACUUUGCCAAUUUGUUAUGUGUAGGGCACACGGGAUGUUGAGGACCACUCUUUCUAAAAUCGUCUACGACUUUCGUGAAGAUAUAACAAUCUUCAUCUCGGCAAAAGAACUCACAGCUAGGUUUUUGUCCACAGAACCAAAAUGUACCACGUUUCAUAGUUGAACAGGACGCAGGUUUUCCAUGUAGGCACAACAUGGUUAGAACAGCGAAAUGAUGCUCAAAACGAAUGUGAUCGCAUUUUGUAGCGACGCUAACAUGGGAUCGCCAAUUAAAAAGUGAUUACCGCCGAAUCCUAUUGUGAUAAAAAUGCUGACCUCAACUUAAUAACUGUCUUGCCCAAACUCGCCUUGCAUAUCAUUAUGACGUUAUGCGUGCGCACCCUCCUCCACCUCACUCCACUGCCCCUCCACCUUAAUAUUAAUUACCUCCGCCUCACUCCACCUCCCUCCGCCUGAAUAUUAAUUACCUCCGCCUCACUCCACCUCCCUGCUCCUCCAUCCUUCCUCCGCCGCAAAAAUUCAGGUCGAAAACCUAUUAACUACAUCCGCCUCACUCCACCUCCCUCCUCCUGCGCCCUUACUCUCCCUUCCUCCGCCUUUCCUCCGCUUUUCCUCCGCCUUUCCUCCGCCUUUCCUCCGCCUUUCCUCCGCCCGAAAAUCCUGGUCGAAAACCACAUACACUACUACUGUGGCAUUUGGUAAGGUUGUGGUGUUGGAAGGUUGUGGUAUUUGGGAAGGUUGUGGCAUUUGGUAAAGUUGUGGUAUUGGAAGGUUGUGUCAUUUGGUAAGGUUGUGGCAUUUGGGAAGAUUAGGGUAUUUGGCAAGGUGGCAUUUGGGAAAGUUGUGGUAUUGGAAGGUUGUGGCAUUUGGUAAGGUUGUGGCAUUUGGUAAGAUUAGGGUAUUUGGCAAGGUUGUGGCAUUUGGGAAAGUUGUGGUAUUUGGUAAGGUUUUGUAAUUUUGGAAGGUUGUAAUUUUGGAAUUUUUUGGAAUUUUGUUAGGGCUUAGCCCCCCAGAAAAUUUGAAUUUUUGGAAAAAAAUUUAUAAUUAGGGAAAAAUUUAGGUUAUCUUUUGAAAAUUUAGGUAUAAGGGGACAAAUUUGCAAUAUUUUGUUUAAAAAAAGUGUAUUUCCGAAAAAAAAUUUUGAUAUAAGUCCGAAAAAAUUUUUUUCGUCCCUUUUCCACAUGUUCAGGCAUGGGUACUUCUUUAUUUCUGUUCUUCCAAUAUUUAUUCGGUUUCCCCUAGUAUAUCGCCAUGUUGUUUUUGAUGUUCAACAGGUUCGUCUUCAAUCUUACCAUGUAGAUUAUCCGGCUGUAAUUCUGCUGCUUACUCUGCGUCAGAUGCGUUGUCCUCGGCCUGCACUUGUAGCUCGGUCGAUUGUUCUGUAUCUGGCAUAUCGGUCUCCCAGUCGACAGUGUUGUCUGUUGAUUGCACGCGACGUGAAACUGAAGGGUAUACUUCCUCGUCAUCAGAUACUUCCUCACUAGCUAUAUAGUCACAUGGAAGUAGCAAAUUGCGAUGCAAUGUGCGAAGUUUCUUCUUAGAUUCCGAUUGGACGUCGUAUACCUUGCUGUCUGGCCCUUUUCCCGAUAGUACAAUGUGUACCUCAUCCUCCCAGAAGGAUCUCAACUUCCUCGGACUGCCUCCCAAAUCUCGAACUAAAACCAUGUCCCCAGGUUUAACGACUGCCUUGCGAACUUUCUUGUUAUCUUUUCUUUUACCUGGCGAUGCAUUUUCGACUCUUAGGUUUGAAGCUUUGGCAUAUGUUUCCUUCAUUGCUGUUUGGGAGUAGGUGGUGGUGCAAUCUUCAUUUUUUAGUUUGAAUGCCAGAUCAAUGAGUAAUCGUGCAGAGUGGCCGAAUAGGGGAAAGAGAAGGGAGUAACUGGUAGCUUGGACAAUGGCAGACACGUGUGACGAAGUAUUCAAUGUCCCGUCUCAUAUACGGCCAGUAAAAACGAUGCCUGGCAAGAGCUAGAACUCUCUCUACUCCAAGAUAGCCCAUAUGUUCAUGCAAUUCCGAAUUUUUUUUGGCAGAACUACUUGCGAUCGGUGCAAUACGAUACCAGAACUGGGGACAAUUCGGAGUUUUGGUAGUUCAAACAGAAAUCGUUUCACCUCGGGUGUCUCACGCUGUCGUUCUUUGGGUGUUGGAAUUUAUUAGCAUCAGAUAAUCUCUUUUAUGCGCUUGUUGUUCUGAGACCGUUUGUGCGAAGGCUGGACAGCACUAUCCACCAGAUGGUGAUUUUUUCAACCGUUGUAAAAAUGCUUAAAAAAACUAUAAAAUUACAGAUAUUGCCUUCACAAUUGAUAAAAAGAAACUUCAAUUCAUAAUUACUAAAAUUUAAUCUGGUUACACCAAUUUGGAAGCUUGAAAAAUCGCUAUCCACGGUGGAUAGCGUAUCCGACUUUCGUACAGCCUGCCCUUGGUCGUUAUCUUGUUCUCGUGGUAUUACAACUGGCAUUGGAAGGAAGGAAAGUUCCAUCGUCGUGCAAUAUCUGUUUUUUGGUUGUGAAGGAAGUGAGCAAAAUUGCUUCGCUAGUACCGAGGGCCCAGAUAGAUGUGAUGGAGGCGUCAAGUUCUUUUUGUGAAAUUGUUUGGGUACACGAUGCCAUAUACUCUCGAAGUCUGGAUAAGCUGGAUAGGCUGUCAGCGUCUAUUGUUGUGACCAGGUCGAUAUUUCAUAUCGAAUUUGAAGUCUGAGAGUUCACCUUCCCAGCGCAGGCCUGUGGCAUUAAUUCUUGCUGUGGUGAUAUAGGUCAGAGGAUUGUUGUCUGUAAACACCGUGAAUUUUGGGCACUAAUACAAUAAUGACGAGACUGUUAAGUGAUCGAUGCUGACUUCGUCUGUAGUCUUGUCCCAACCUCGUUCCCAGGGCUUUAGUGUGAGGACGAGGGGAGAGACGAGGAAGCUUUGGUCUGGGCCUGGUCACGUGACUACCCAAAAAAUGGCAGUAUUUGACAGCUACUCGUCAAGGAGUGGCGAGAUAUUCUUUAAUGAAAUAUGCAAGUCUUCGAAACAAAUAAACAGCGCCAAAAGACUUCUCAAUCGAUAUUAUUUAUGUGUAGCGAAGUUUGGCACGAAUCAGCUGAAAUCUCUGAAGACCCCGUCUAUGUUUUCUAAGAUAUACCGAUAUUUCUGGAGAUUUUCAACCACAGGCAAAGCUGCAUCCAAGCUGCAUCUAGGCGUCUCCAUGCAAGUUGUGAUUCACACGAAAUUUGCUUUCUCUCGUCUUGAACAAUAUGGCUAUUGCCUUUAAUAUUUUAAUUAGUUUAAAUAUGCUCUUAUAGAUCUGACUUAGUUUGACAUAAAUAAACACAAAUAUAAAACCUCGGGUAACCUGUUUACGCUGUACAGGAAUAUACGGAUUCGCUUGUUUUGCCGGACACCAACACUUGCCGUUCAGGAGCAAUGCUUGCCUACAAAUUUUAUCCCCUUCACAAUCUAUGUUUUAUUUUAUCGUAUAGUCGCAAUUUUCAAGUAUUCGGGGUAUUCUGAAACUGUAAAACUCGGUGGCGUGACGAAUCUUGUACAGUUGUAGAGACUACAUCGGCCAGAGCUAUUAAGUUUUAAAACAGGGCUUAAAUUAAUUUAGUAGUUUCAUUUAAUUGUUUGUCUUGCUUUUAUUUGUCGAUCAGUAUAGAAUAUUGUAAAUUAAAUAUUACUACAAUGCAAUACGCGUAGUAUUUCAUCAGACGUCUGCACUACAUUAAUAUAUAAAAUACUGUACAAGGAAAACUACAGCUUAAAUAAUAGUAGACGUUUCUUGUUUUGUCAGGAAACAUCACAGCUCACGUCGACACGGCUUUUGAGUUUUGUAACCGGUCGAGGCGAAAGUAAAUCAUGCAGUCUGGAAAACGUCUUACUUUGAAAGAUUAUUUUGCAAAACAUACUCAUACACACAAGAAUCAUAAAAAUACAAAUGUUGAAUUGUUAUUGUCAACUGUCAAGUUCAGUUAUUUUUAGACAAUAUGGUGUUAGCCAAUGAAAAUGCAAAAUUGACCGGCCCAGACCAGGGCUUCCUCUUCUCUCCCCUCGUCCUCACACUAAAGCCCUGGGAACGAGGUUGGUCUUGUCCCAUUUAAAAGCUCAUAUAUGGUUUUGCAAUCAUCGAAAAGUUCUCAAUCGAACGUCGAUACACACCAAGUAGACCUAUUAUCUUACGCACCUCACCCAUGGUCUUACAUAUAACUCCUUUAAGAUUUUCAACAGCUUCAGUCGCCGUCCGAUACCCGUUCGCUGAAACGAUUUGACCCUUUUUAUUUAUUUUUUAGUUACAUUUUUUAGUUUGCACUUGACCCGUUACAUUUUUUAGUUUGCACUUGACACCAUGAAUUUUUAGUCAUUGAAGAACUUUCUGUAGAUGAUGUACAUGCUUCUUGAAGGUCUUUGAGAAGACAAUGACAUCUUCUAAGUAUGGUAUACAAAUGGUAUCUCGGUGUCCCAAACAGUUCUCCAUAAACCUCUGGAAGUUGGCCGGCGCAUUUGUUAACCCAAACUGGAUUCUGACCCACUCGUAUAACCCCCAGGGGGUUAUGAAGGCUGUACCUGUAGGAGGCUGACUGUCUCGGUCCAUGAACCCUUGAUGGUACACUUGUCCCUGAUGGAGGACACUAAAGCCGGUUUUCCACUUCAAGCGUACCGUACCGAAACGUAUCAAAAAGUUUUUAAAUUUCAAAAUUUCGUGAAUGUUGAUUGGUUAGUACUUCCCUAGUACGCCAAAAAGUUGACUUGUGACGAACUUUUUAUUUUGAUACCCGAAUACACCCGGAAGUACGUGGAUUUGUAAACCUCUUUUCAAUCUGCGCAUGCUCAUCAGUACGUUUCGGUACGAUACGGGCGAAGUGGAAAACUGGCUUAAAGUUAUCUAGUGUCUUCUGGAUACGUGGGAUAGGGUGUCUGUCAGGGACAGUUUUCUGAUUCAAAAUUCGGUAGUCUACACACAAUCGUCCUUUUUCCGAACACAUACCACACUGCUAGAGGAUGAUGACUUCGAUUUCCGAAUGAAGUUUCUGUUCAGUAGGUCCCUUAUAUAAGCCUUCACUUCCGGAUACAAAGGUCUAGGCAUUGAUAAAUAGUUCUUUUGAAUUGUUUGAUUAUCAGUUACAUGAAUGUUCAUUUGAAGUCUCUCAAUACACCCAACGUCUUCGUCAUUCAUCACAAAUGCAUCUGCUUCCUUGCAUAACAUCUCCAUCGCUCCUCUUCUUUGGUCUUGUGUAAGCCCACUCAAGUCUAACAGCUGGUUCAUCAUCUCCCAUGGAUGAUGAUAGUUUUGUUGGAUCUGAUCCCAUUUGUUUCGAUUCUGUUUCACUCUCGGUUGGUUGCGCCUGGUUGUUCUCCAGCCUCUUCAUUCUUUAAUUUACUUCAAGUGGGGUUACUGGGUAAACCAAUUACAGGUGACCAAGGGCCAAUCUGUGUCGUGUUGGAUACUGAGAUGUAUAAUAUGCCUUGUUUUAUUGUAGUCAGAACUUCGUGAACUAUAUACCUAGUUGUUCGUCUGGCUCGAACAAUGCAGGGCUGUGUCCAGUGUUCGCACGGCACGAAAUAUUCAGAAUGGCCACUAGGUAUAACCUAGUUCAUACGCCGUUCGUUCGAAAUGUUACUUUUAAUGCCAGGGUUCGUAGCGGUCUUUGAAAUCCUUGAAAGUCUUUAUAUUUGAAUGCAGGUCUUUAAGGUCUUUGAAAAGUCUCUGAAUUGUGUGAAAAAGCGAAGAAAGUCUUUAAAAGUCUUUAAAUUCUUUAGUGAGUAUUUGAUUAUACGAUUUCCUAGCUAAUAAAAUAGAUUGAUUGAAGCAAGAUUUUCGCAAAUAUCGACGAAAAGGCGCAUUUUAGGAUGUGAUUUCACGGGACUAAUUACCGGGUAAAAACGAUGCUUACACUUGCAAUGCUGAUUGCUCUCAAAGGUCUUUGAAAAGUCUUUGAAAAUAGGCAGCAAAAAUCUUUGAAAGUCUUUGAAUUUUUUUGGUCUUGGAGACUACGAACCCUGUUACUUUUAAUGCACACAUGUUUUUUUAACAGAGAGUUUCAGCUUCGCGUUCAUACGCCGUUGGUUGUUUGGCGUAUGAACGCGAAGCUGAAACUCUCUAUUAAAAAACAUGUGCAUUAAAAGUAACAUUUCGAAUAUAAUAAUAGAUACAAUCCCCUGAGUACUGUCUUAUUGAAACACGAGGAAAUGGAGUAUGUACUAAAACUCCAUGGACAUACCAUCGAUAUUCAUGUGCACCCUGUAUAAUUAUAUUUUCGUACUGUUAUUUCUAUAUAUGCAUGUAUGUGUCUUGUUAUCGAGCCGUUCCACUUAUAUAUGAUUACAAUUUACGGCAAUUUACAACAACAGACUCGCUGUUGGCUGCUAGGCAAAUGUUCUUGGCUUGUCCUUGAGUAUAUUACAAAUCCUUUCGUAGUACUUCUUUGCGGUUUUGCCCAAUAUGAAACUGAACGACUCCAGUAUUUUAUGCAGACCUUGCGUAGCGACGUCGGAAAUGUAAUCCACAAAGAAUACAUAUACAAAGUUCUUUUUACAUCCAUCUCACUCAUUGAUUUUGCAACACAAACUUUUGCUAUUCAUUAAAAUUACAUGCAUUUGUUAAAUUACACCCACUCUGAUAUCGGCAUCUUGAUCAGCAACUAGAUCGGUAAAACAAACUUAGCCCCCCCCCCCUUAUCUAAACAUUUUCUUAUCUCCCAAAAUCUGGGAGAAACGUGACCAGCCUGGACCAGGGUAUUUCCUCCAGCGAGGAGCGUAGUGGAAAGAGCAUGGGUACGAGGUUGAGUUAUAGUCUAGGACCUGUAUAUGAGUUUGUAUGCGUUUCAUUUAGGACAGGUAAUCUCGACUGUUUUAGGGUAAAAUGACCAUGGCGGUCAACGUGGCAUAUGUGCGAAAACCUGAAUCCGGGAUGAAAGUCCUGAAAAUGAUCCCGCUCUGAAACGGCUGUGUCGACAUAGCUCUAACUUCCGAAAAGGAAAAGCGAUAGCCUUUCUGAAGUGCUUAUAGUGUUUAGAAGGGUUGCUUUUAGGGGUGGUCAUUGGAAGGAAAAAUUUGUCUAAGUAUAAUAUUUUACAAGAAAAUGACCAUGCACCACCCCAGGUAAAUUGCUAAUUAUGCAUAAAAUAACUAAUAUGCCUGGCAGAAAUUAAAUUUUCUUAUUUCCUAAAAAAAAUUAUCAUUGGAUGAAAAACUAUGCUUAGUUCAAUAUAAUUAUUGUGGAUUUCAUAAGGAUUGUCAUUGUUUUCUUUUAAUAUAAUACAUUUUAUUUCACUUACCCCCCACGAAAACACGAUUUCAGCCAUAUUUUGCCGUCUUGUUUGCUUUUUAUCGCCGAAUCUCGCAAAUAUCAUUCAGUUAUUGUACUUUUACAUAAUCAUAAAUGGCUGAAGAAGAUUUCAAAGAAGGUUUCAUCAACUUUUGAAACAGUGCAGUGUAUUUUAUCUACGAUAUUGUGUCCUUCGAUAUUCCGCCAAAUUGCCGCCAUUUUAAUGGCUCGCCGCUCCUCUGCCCGAUAAAUGCCACUUCUUCGUUUUCAUAUGUGUUUAGAUUACAUUAGCCAAGAGUACUUCAUUGUAGAAUAGUCCCAAUCCAAAAAUUGGAAAUAUUAUUUGUACUUGGGAGGAAAAAACCUCCCAGUAUAGUUGUCCUGUUAGAAUUCAAAAGAAAUAAUUUAAAAGUCACGCGCAAGUUCGCGAAAAUACCUCGUGGACUACAUGACAGGGGGUGAAUAUUUUCACGAAACGUUUGUUCGCCACCACAGCAACCUAACUAAAUGUAUUAUAUUUUUUGUAUUUUUAUAAUUGAUGAUAAAAAUACGCAAAUAUUUAUUGUUUUUAUCAUAAAUCACAAAUAUACAAUAAAUAUAAUGUACUUAGUUAGGUUGCUGUGGCCUGUGGUGGCGAACAAACGUUUCGUGAAAAUAUUCACUCCCCCCUGUUAUGUAACCCACGAGGUGUUUUCGCGAACUUGCGCGUGACUUUUAAAUUAUUUCUUUUGAAUUCAAACAGGACAACUAUUAUGGGAGGUUUUUUCUUCCCAAGUACCAAUAAUAUUUUCAAUUUUUGGAUUGGUACUGUUCUACAAGGAAGAACAAAAUAUGGCUGAAAUCGUGUUUUCGUUGGGGGUAAGUGAAAUAAAAUGCAUUAUAUUUAAAGAAAACAAUGACAAUCCUUAUGGAAUCAACAAUAUUUAUAUUAAAUUAAGCAUAGUUUUUCACCCCAUAAUAAUUUUUUUUACGAAAUAAGAAUAUUAAAUUUCUGCCAGGCAUAUUAGUUAUUUUGUGCAUAAUCAGCAAUUUACCUGGGGUGGUGCAUGGUCAUUUUCUUGUAAAAUAUUAUACUUAGACAAAUUUUUCCUUCCAAUGACCACCCCUAAAAGCAACCCUUCUAAACACUAUAAGCACUUCAGAAAGGCUAUCGCUUUUCCUUUUCGGAAGUUAGAGCUAUGUCGACACUCCCGUUUCAGGACGGGGUCAUUUUCAGGACUUUCGUCCCGGAUUCAGGUUUUCGCACAUAUGCCAUGUUGACCGCCAUGGUCAUUUUACCCUAAAACAGUUGAGAUUACCUGUCCUAAAUGAAACGCAUACAAACUCAUAUACAGGUCAUAGACUAAUACUAACAAUACAGCUGACCCACCCUGGUUGAACCAAAGAUUAAAACCACUUAUCCUUAAAAGGGAGAAAGCAUUCGCUGUCAGUGAUCCGAAGUCUAUUAAAUUCAAACAGUUAAGAAACGCAGUCAAUCGUGAAAGGAAAAUUUGCAAGUCACGUUAUUACAAAUCCAGAGUCGAGCAUAUGAAAAGUCAAAACCCAAAAAUAUGGUGGAAUGAAAUCAAACAUCUGGGAGGAACGAAAGACCAAUCCGGAAACCUACUCUCUCGUUUGGAUAUGGAAGAAUUAGAAAGCCUAAGCUGCCUAACAAAACAGGAAUUAGCAAAUGCAAUUGGAAAAGCAUUUCUUGACCCAUUGGAGGACUAUCGUUUACCCAAUUCAAUCAGUAAGCUUCCCUCGGAGGAGUGCCCAGUUUUUGCACAAGUGACUGAGUCAAGAGUGCUGAAACUGGUAUUCCAAGUUAGUUUCAAAGAUAUUUGUUGAUUUUUUAGCUUUCCCAAUUUGCAUUAUCCUGAAUUCCUCAUUCAAAGAGUAGUGUCUGCCAACCUUAUGGAAGAUAGCUGAUGUUAAUCCUCUACCUAAGAAUAAGGUUAUUUGCAACCUAGUAAAAAUUUACGACCAAUUUCACUAACAUCCUUUAUUUCGAAAAUCGCCGAGGAUAUUAUAGUUAAUGAUUACGUCAAGCCGUCUGCCUUAAAGGUCAUGGAUCCCCAUCAGUAUGGUGCAAUACCAAGAUCUUGUACCACUUUUGCCCUUUUGGAUAUGUUUCACAACUGGACGCUGGAAACCGAUGCUAAUGGUGCAACUGUGAGAGUUACAGUAUUUUGUUCAAUUAUAGGAAGGCAUUCGAUCUUAAUGACCACAGUAUAUUGAUCCAGAAACUAUAUGUAAUCUUGAUUGGCAGCACAGUGUUGUGAACUGGAUAAUCGACUUCUCGACAGACCGUUAUCAAAGAAUCGAACUGCUCGAUGAAUGUUUUUUCUGAAUGGGGAUGUGUCCCAUCCGGCGUGCCCCAAGGAACUAAACUUGGGCCUUGGCUUUUUCUUGUCAUUAACAACGAUCUUGCUAUCGACAACACUAAAUUGUGGAAAUUACAACAACGUCGUAGACAGUUUUUAAUUAAAGGAAAAGUAAGUUAUGCUCAAUCAGUUGCAGACCGCGUAUCAAGUUGGUCAAGUGUAAAUAAGCUCCAACUUAACCCUGAUAAGUGCAAAGGGUUACGUAUAUCCUUUUCCAAGUGUUAGCGUAAUUUUAACCCCAUUGUUAUUAAUGGAAAACCUCUUGAAGUCGUUGAAAGUUCGAAACUCUUAGGUUUUACAAUCACCAGUAACUUUUCCUGGAAUGCUCAUUUAAAUGAUAUUACAAAGAGGGUUUCGAAAAGAAUCUACUUCCUUAUACAAUUGAAGAGGGCAAAUGUUGCAUGUGAUGAUCUUAAAAUAUUUUAUGUUGCAUGAAUUAUAUCUGUAUUAGACUAUGUAGUACCAGUUUUCCCUGGUUCACUACCUAAUUGCCUUAUCAAAGAUAUGGAAAGAAUUAAAAAACGAGUCAUGUCAAUCAUCCUUCCUAAUCUUGAGUACGAAAUGGCUUUGAAGAAACUUGAAAUGGAAAGUCGUUGUUUGAUUCUAUUACAAAAGACAGCACGCACAAACUGCAUGGCUUAUUGCCUCCUCUAAAUCAAAGUACAAUUUUAGACAUAACCGCAAGUUCAUGUUACCGAGGAUUAAUACCAAUCGUUGUACAAAUAGUUUUAUAAUAUCCGGCAGCCGAAAAGCAAACGAAUACUCUUAGAUUAUAGGUUUUAAACUUACAUUUUUAGCUAGUUCAGAGUAUAAUCUAUUCUUAUAACUGUUCACUUUAUUGUAUAUAACUCGUAAUUCAGCCCUAGGGCUGCAAUGUAUUAUUUUUGAAAUAAAUCAUAAAUCACAAAUGUGACACGGGUUCUUAGUUUUACUUAAUUUGUAAAAUAUAAUCACCAAAUCUGGUUUUUAGCUCUUUAAUUUCGACUUUUAACACGAGAAACCUUUCUCAAAUACAAUAUGUGCUUUUCUGAGCCCGCGGUCAUACUGACCUUUGCCGAAAUACUUAGUGUAAUAUAUCACUCGGCUUAGUUGUCAACACUUCUAUAUUGUACACCGGAAAUUAUGUUUUUGCUACAGGUCUAAUUAUUUUAAUAAAAAGGGAUUCCAGGGACAAUAUUUUUGCAGAUUUCCAAUGUUUCGGUAAUAUAUAGUGUUAUAUCUUUAAAUUUAACUCUUUUUAAUACAUAUAUUUAAUUCACAGUUACUUCGACCAACGUCUCCAAAAACUAUCAUCCUCAAUCCCCCACGCCAUUCAAUAACACCACGCCUAUACACUUCCGUCCAAACUACUUCCGCUCUAAACAGUACAUCUUCCCUUUACUUUAAAAUAAACUUAAAACCCGCUAAUAUGAAUAUCUUUUAAAUGUCAAUGUUAUCUUCAAACGUCAAUGACUAUCAACCGUCAUUUAACAUUACUACUAACAACGACCUAACACCGAAACCUAACAAAAACACAACUUAUUUUACGAGAGUAUAUAAUACUAGAUUAUAUCAUAGUCUUUAGUGUUAGUUACUAUACUUAAAUAUACAGUACUCACGACAUUGAUGAAUACUCAAUAGUAUCUUGGUUUGUUUCUAUUCCUCAGCGGAUAUCUUCUUGGCUCUGGAACUUCUCUUUGUUCACCGGUUUCUGUUGUCCCAUUGUCUAUGUCUUUCUCUUCUCCAUCACAGUCAUGCUUGGUUUUCAAUGCAUCGCUUUCACUGCGAAGGUAUUUCUUGAAGUAAGAGACAUUCCUGGUAACUAAAUAAUCUUCUCUUGAUGCUGUAAGCAUUGUUCCAUUCACUUUGGUCACGACCAAAGGUUUUGGAUCAAAUAACGAUGCUAUUAUCGAAAUCACUAGAGUGGUAAAUUUGUCUUUCGAGAUUUGCACGCGCGGGGUUGAUUUUAUGUACCACGUGAUGAACUUUUUGAACACCUCGUGACCGCUUCGAAACUUCCAACGGCGUUCGUAAACAAUCUGCGAUGUUCUAGUGGAAUUGAUGCUUUAAUGAUUGAGAAAAUUAUUUUUAGAGCUCUUUAAUAGUAAUACUUUUGACUAUGUUUCAAGAAAUGAAGGUAGAGUCUACAACAUUCUUGAACUGACACAAAAUACACGAAUAUUCAGGUUUGGCUAUUUGUAGACUACAAUAUAAAUUCAGUAUAGACAACCACACUGAGGUGUAAGAUUUGUAGUAAAUACUUUUUCUUUACCUUAAUUUGUAGUUCCAAAACAUGCUUGGGCGUUUAUAGUUCUUUUCAGAACUUUAGAAUUACAAUUCGCAUAAUCAAAAUAUUAUUUAAGCAAUAUUCCCUGUCAAUCCCUGUCAAACAUCGCAGAUUGUUUACGAACGCUGUUGAAAGUUUCGAAGCGGUCACGAGGUGUUCAAAAAGUUCAUCACGUGGUACAUAAAAUCAACCCCGCGCGUGCAAAUCUCGAAAGACAAAUUUACCACUCUAGUGAUUUCGAUAAUAACUUGUUACGGUACUGUUGUCUAACCAGAACUUUAUCUCCAACUGAAAUUUGUGGUUCUCUUGCUCUUCUCGUCUUGUCAACGUAUGUUUUUGCCUUCCGUUGCUUCUUCUCAACAUUUUCUUUUGCUUUGCUGUGCAGCUCUUUGUAAUCCACCUCUCUCUUUUCCGGUGACAUUGGAAUGGUACUUCGAACUUCACGGUUAAAUAAAAGCUGUGCAGGUGCUACACCAGUGCUACACUGUGGAGUAGUACGGUAGGCUAGUAAAAAAGUAUAAAUCUCUUCUCGCCAGUCACAGCCUUCCAACUGAGCUGCUCGUAUGGCUUUGUUAAGUGGCUUCAUGAACGAUUCAGCCUCGCCAUUUGCUUGAGGCCAUAAUGGAGUAAAAGUUCGAUAAAGGAUGCCUCGGUCUUUCAUGUAUUGGUGAAACUCUUUUGCAUUAAACGAUGGACCAUUGUCAGUACGUACCUCUAGUGGUAAUCCAUGUGUGGCAAAUAUUCUUUCCAAUCUUGUGAUGACUUGCUUAGUGGUUGUUGACUUCAUAAUUUCCACUUCCGGAAAUUUGGAGUUUGCAUCAGUGACAACUAGCAACGCUUCUCCCGUAGUAUAUGGUCCUAAAAAAUCCAUAUGAAGGCGUUCCCAAGGUUUGCUUGGCAUCUGGUUAAAUUUUAUUGGUGCUGGUGGGUCUGCUUGCCCAAGACACUGACAAGCAUGGCACCGUUGCACAUAAUCCUUUGAAUCUUUUUCAAUUUUGGGCCAUCAUACUUUUGUUCUUAGAGCUUGCUUAGUCUUUACAAUUCCUUGGUGCCCUUUAUGAGCAUGUUUUAAUGUUUCCAUUCUCAACUUAGAUGGCAUAACAAUUUGUGAACCUCGCAAGAGUAGUCCAUUAUUGGUCACUGAUAGUUCAUGCCUGACAGAAAAUAGAUCACUUGCCUUAGUCCAUUUUCCCGAUUGAAUGUUUGAUAUGGCAUUCUGUAAUUGAUGAUCUUUUUUGGUAGCCACCAUGAUAUCUUUGAUGUUCAUUGCAACAGGGACAGAGUGUUGUUCCACAAAAUUGACAUAUUGAUCUGCUACAUUGCUAGCACUCUUUUCUGAACACUGUUGUAAAGGUUGUCUUGACAAAACGUCUGCUGGGUUUCCAACACCUGGUCUGUGUUGAAUGUCAAAAUCAUACUGUUGUAACCUCAGACCCCAUCGCUCAAUUCUUGCAGGCAUUUUGGACUUGGUAUUGUAGAUAACUUCGAGAGCUUUAUGAUCAGUUACAAUGGCGAACUUUGUGUCCACCAAGUACAAAUGAAAUUUUUCACUCCCCCACACCACUGCGAGAGCCUCACGUUCGGUUUGCGAAUAUUUCUGUUCAACUUUAGACAGUGAUCGACUAGCAUAUGCGACAUUAUGAAUGUUACCUUGUGAGUCAACAUUUGAUAAAAUUGCCCCAAGCCCCACUGGGCUUGCAUCAACUGUGAGCACGGUUUUUUGCUUGGGGUUGUAGUAGUGCAUGAUGCAAUCCUUCUGAAUAGCUUGUCUAAUUGCAUCAAAUGCUUUUUCAUGCACUGGUUUCCAUUCAAACUUGGUAUUCUUGGCAGUUAGUUCCCGUAGUGGUGCUGUUAAGGUUCAGUAAUUCUGUAUGAAUUUGCUACAAUGAUUGGAUAGUCCGAGAAAACUUCUCAAUUCUUUUACAUCUCUGGGUUGGGCUGUAUUCUUUAUAGCAUCGACCUUACUCGGAUCAGCCUUGAUACCAUUUGAUGUCAAAUGCAAUCCAUAAAACCAAAGUUCUGUCUGGUUGAACAGGCAUUUUUCAGGGUUGACAGUAAGAUUUUUCUCUUGAAACCUUGGAAAUAAUUGCUCUACCCUCUGAUCAUGUUGUUGUUGUGUAUUGCCCCAGACAAUAAUGUCAUCUGCAAUGUUUUUAACACCGUCUAGUCCUUGGAUAGCUCUUCACUUGCUGCAUUAAUGCCAAAGGGUAGUCGCUUAUAUCUAAAUAAUCCUCGAUGUGUUGUAAAAGUUGUAAUCGAUCGCGAUUCUUUGUCAAGGGGUAUUUGGUGGUAGCCUGCUUUCAAAUCAACUUAACUAUAUUUUACGGCACCGUCCAUGUUUUCCAUAAGCUCUUCAACAGUUGGAAUGGGAUGCCUUUCUCUCUUGACAGCUCUAUUGGCUUGUCUAUAAUCUCCACAUACCCGAACUUCCUUUGGAUUUCUUGGCUUGGGUGUGACAACAAGUUCACUAACCCAAUCUGUAUAUUCAUCUACAACAGGCUCAAUUAUGUCUUUUUCAAUAUAUUCUUCAAUCCAUUCAUCAAGUUGCUUUCGCAAGUGAAAAGGUACUCUCCUGUAUGUUUGAGCUACCGGUGGAAUGUCCUUAUUUAUGUGUAUCUUCUGCUCAUGGUCUUUCAGUUUGCCUAUUCCUUCAAACGAUUUUGGAUAACGCCGUCGUAAAAAAACGUUCCAUGUUUUUGCUCUGAUUAAUGUCAUUCGCUGUGCUCGAAUUGCUUUGUUCCGACACACUGCUGUUUACUUCCGGUUGCUCUGAUAACUUAUUGAUACGCAUUGUUAUUAAGUUUACCUCUAGAGCAGUUUGAUAACUCAAAAUUGAGGUUGAGGGCUGAUCAGGUGUCUCUUUCAUGGCAUACAGAGUUGCAGCUGUGACCCGUCGUUUAGAUUCGAUGACAGUGUCAAAUUUUCCUUGUAGCUGGAUUGGUUCGCGAGAUCCAAAGGCAUAAACAGAGGUUUUCGUUUUCUUUAGAUGUAUAUUUCCAUUUCUAAUCGACAAUAUGUUGUCAAGGUCACGCUUUGUCAAAAUAUUCACAGUCGCUCCAGUAUCCACGAGAAACGGCACUUGUACUCCAUUUAUUUUCAACUUUAUUUGAAGACAUAGCAAAACAAUUUUCGCUACUCGUAUCGCUUUCCUCAGACGAUUCAGAACUUCGACUCGAUGUGUUUUCUCUUUCCUUUUUGACACCUAUGGCUUCCUUAGUACAGCCACAGCGUUUGUGUUCCAGAUUGUUUACUUUGUGAUCGCUUCGUUCUACUUUAGUUGAUUUUGGAAGAUGUUUUCCAUCUGGUCUACUUUUACACACAACGGCAAAGUGUCCCAUUUUGUGGCACUUUCGGCACUCUUUUCCUGAUGCAGGACACUCGUUUACGUGUGGAUAAUUCCCCCGCAUGUAUAACAUUUCUUCGAUAUUUGUUUAUUCGGUCGAUGGCCUCGACGUUGCGUGUUACUGUAUACGUGAUCUUCCAGCGUAGAUUUCUUUUCCAUUUCGUCGGUUUGUUUGUCGGCUAACUCGAUCGAGCGUGCAUAGGCAAUUAAAUCAUAAAGUUUUGUGUCGUCGCGAAGGGCUUUUCUUCGUAAACGAGAUGAUCGGCAGUGCUCCACAAUUUGCGUACGAAUUUCGUCAUCCAAAUCACCGAAAUCACAAGUAGCCCCAAGAUGUCUCAAUCGGGUAUGAAACUGAUCAAUAGAUUCGUCUACACGUUGUUUUGCUUGGCGAAAUCUAUGGCGCUCGUAUAACACAUUCUGUUUUGGCGCGAAAUACUAGUAAGCUUUUGCACAGCUUUGUCGUAAUCGUCGUCGUUUCCCGUAUCUGACAGAGUUGCGAAAAUGGUCUCCACUUCAGGGCCAGCCAAAUACAACAACAAGGCACAUUUUCGUGCUUUCGCUUUAAUAUCAAACCCAACCAUGCAUCGGGUGAAUCUCUGAACCCAAUCUUUCCAUCGAACCGCCAACGAACUCUGAUCACUGUGCGGAUUAAAAAGGUUGAAUUCCAGAGAAAUUAAGCCCCGCAAAAGCCAUAGUACUUGUUUAGUUUCCUUUGUACCGUUUUAUGAAAUCCUCGUCGCCAAUGUUAUAUCUUUAAAUUUAACUCUUUUUAAUACAUAUAUUUAAUUCACAGUUACUUCGACCAACGUCUCCAAAAACAAUCAUCCUCAAUCCCCCAUGCCAUUCAAUAACACCACGCCUAUACACUUCCGUCCAAACUACUUCCGCUUUAAACAUAGUAUUUCAUAGAAUGUAAGGUACUUUUUCAUAAGGAAAAAAUACUAGGUACCAAGAGAAAUGUCUUUUUACUUAUAAUAUUAUUUGAAAUAUUGCAUAUCUAUUUUGUUUCUAAUUUAGAACUGAGGACAAUUGGCCAAGUGGGCAUGACGACGAUUACGACGCAGAAUUAGCAGCAUUUGUUGAGGGACAACGGAAAUAAUACAGCAUUUCGAAUCACUCAAGUAGCACAAAAUUAUCAAAGUGUUUGUAAAAUUGAGCGUUUGUUGUCAAUGGCUUUAUACAAAAUCAACUUCAAUUUGUUUGGGAGAGUUUUUCAAAUGUUGCAUCUUGUGACUUUAAAUCCAGUUGUGUGAUCACGAACGAAUGUUUAACAUGAACCGGUCUCCAUGUAAUUGAAUUGUUUGGGCCUGUGCAAAGCAACUAAAAUUCCACUGAUAAGAUCCUUAUGUUGUAACUAACAUUACUUUUUAAAUUGGAUUUUCAUUUACAAAUUUUGCUAACGCGUUGUUUACAUCGUUUCUACCCAAUUCACAACUUUAGAUAACUCAACACAUGCUUAGGCCUGUUUCAUACGUCGAAUUUUGGUCGCGUCGAAUGCAGUUAAGACAAUAGAUAAUCAGGUGAUAAACCUCAUUAAGGUUACAGGACACCUUUGAGUGUUAAUUUUGCCUAAAAGUUUUUUAUUGGUCGCCAUGAAAGCAUUAGACUAGUUCUACUAUCUGACCAAGUUUGAACGAAAAAUGUUGAAAACUCGCAGAGUUAUUUAAUAAAAUACAUUUCGCUGCAAUAAGAAAAACAUUGAAAAUGUAAUAUUCAAAUUCAAUUUUCUCCCGA